Messenger RNA from Monascus purpureus, 729 nucleotides. Lineage: Eukaryota; Fungi; Ascomycota; Eurotiomycetes; Eurotiales; Aspergillaceae. The record is from the annotation of a GenBank genome assembly.
AUUGCAUUCCCUCUUCCUCCCCUCGUCUUCUUCUUUUUGAAAAACCUCUCUUGGAUUUUCCCUGCUACUACUCUUUCCCUUCUGUCUGAAGUCUGAGAAUGAGCCGGAAGCUCGCCCCUGAAGCCAAUCGGAUUCUCUUCGUCAAGAACCUGAACUACAACGUCACCGCAGAACAGCUCUUUGAUCUUUUCGGCAAGUUUGGACCUAUCCGGCAAAUUCGCCAGGGAAUCGCAAACAAUUCGAAAGGCACCGCAUUUGUCGUAUACGAGGACGUCCACGACGCCAAACAGGCAUGCGAUAAGCUGAACGGGUUCAAUUUCCAGAACAGAUACCUUGUCGUCCUAUAUCACCAGCCAGAGAAGAUGCUCCGAUCGAAAGAGGACUUGGCCGAGAGACAGGAGAAUUUAGAACGUCUCAAACAGCAACACGGGAUAGAAUGAUGUUUUUGAUGGUUCUCUCUUUCUCUUGUAUUCCUUGCAGGCAUCUUACUGCGCGGAGUUACAACGGCUCUCCUCUGUGGUCUUUAUUGGGUUGGUUGUGGGGUUUCCGGCGUUUUCUUCCUAUGGGUUUAUGAGGCUUUUAUACGUGGAUAUAAACGUUGUCGGCGGGUGGAACGACUGGUCCCUUCCAAGGACAACAUAGACUGCUAACGGAUGGAAUAUUAUAUCCUUUUGAAUUUUAGCAGAAACUAUUAUUAUGGCCCAUGGUGAUCUAAUUUAUUAUUAUUAU